Molecule: messenger RNA, 3485 nt
Organism: Megalobrama amblycephala (Wuchang bream)
Lineage: Eukaryota; Metazoa; Chordata; Actinopteri; Cypriniformes; Xenocyprididae
Product: tripartite motif-containing protein 16-like
Exons: 6
Coding region: 62-1693 (543 amino acids)
Molecular function (GO): protein binding; zinc ion binding
Source: RefSeq, a predicted model, not a curated record
AAGUGAAAGUGAAGUGUAGUUGAGCUGUUGUGUGUUUGUGUCUCUGUAUUCAUGCAGUAAAAUGGCAGAAGCCAGAAUUUUUCAGGAUGAGUUCAUGUGUUCAGUGUGUCUGGAUCUCCUGAAGGAUCCAGUGACCACUUCUUGUGGACACAGUUACUGUAAGAUCUGUAUUACAGGCUGCUGGGAUCAGGAGGAUCAGAGGAGAGUCUACAGCUGCCCUCAGUGCAGACAGACCUUCAGUCCAAGACCUGCUUUAGCUAAAAACACCAUUCUGGCUGAAGUGGUGGAGAAACUGAAGAAGAUUAAACUUUCUGCUGACUGUUACGCUGGAGCUGGAGAUGUGCAGUGUGAUGUCUGUACUGGGAGAAAACACAAAGCCGUCAAGUCCUGUCUGGUGUGUCUGGACUCCUACUGUCAGAAUCACCUUGAACAACAUGAGACCUUCUUUAAAGGAAAGAGACACAAUCUGACUGAAGCCACUGGACGACUGCAGGAGAUGAUCUGCCCGAAACACGACAAGAUCCUUGAGGUUUUCUGCCGCACUGAUCAGAAGUGUAUAUGUCUGCUGUGUACGAUGGAUGAACAUAAAAACCACGACACUGUAUCAGCUGCAGCACAGAGGACAGAGAAACAGCACCAGCUGAAGGAGACGCAGAGGUCGUUCCAGCAGAGGAUCCAGCAGAGAGAGAAAGAUCUUCAGCAGCUGAGAGAGGCUGUGGAGUCUCAUAAGCGCUCUGCACAAACAGCAGUGGAGGACAGUGAGAGGAUCUUCACUGAGCUCAUCCGCUCCAUUGAGAGAAGACACUCUGAGGCCACACAGCGGAUCAGAGAUCAGGAAAAGACUGCAGUGAGUCGAGCUGAAGGACAACUGGAGCAUCUGGAGCAGGAGAUCAAUGAUCUGAGGAGGAGAGACGCUGAGCUGGAGCAGCUUUCACACACACAGGAUCACAUACAUUUCCUGCAGAGUUUCCAGUCUCUCUCAGCUCCACCUGAAUCUACAGACGUAAAUGACGAUCCCUUCAAUUCUCUCUCCUCUUUUGAUGUUGUGAGAGAAUCUGUCUGUCAGCUGAGAGACAAACUGGAGGAUUUCUGCAAAGAGGAGCUGAAGAGGAUCUCUGACAGAGUCACUUUCACCAACAUUGUUCCCAGAACCAGGAACGACUUCCUACAAUAUUCUCAUCAGCUCAAUCUGGAUCUGAACACAGUGAAUAAACGCCUCUGUCUGUCUGAGAGGAACAGAGUGAUUACAUUCACUAACACAGAUCAGCCGUAUCCUGAUCAUCCAGACAGAUUUGAUUAUUGGGAGCAGGUGUUGUGUAGAGAGAAUGUGUGUGGACGCUGUUACUGGGAGAUUGAGUGGAGUGAACGUGUGUAUAUAUCAGUGUCAUAUAAGAGCAUCAGCAGGAAGGGAUCGGGUAAUGAGUGUUUGUUUGGUUCUAAUGAUCAGUCCUGGAGAUUGAUCUGCUCUUCCUCCAGUUACUCAUUCAAACACAAUAACAUAGUGACUAAACUCCCAGUAAAGUCCAUCAGCAGUAGAAUAGGAGUGUAUGUGGAUCACAGUGCAGGAACUCUGUCCUUCUACAGCAUCUCUGGAGACACAAUGAGCCUCAUCCACACAGUCCAGACCACAUUCACUCAACCGCUCUAUCCUGGGUUUACUUUUGGUUUUGGAUCAUCAGUGAAACUGUGUUGAUGAAUCAGAAUAGACUGUAGAGAGAUUCUACCCAUAAUGCCUUGAGCUCAUGAUGAAUCAGUAACAGUGAGAUGUUAUAGAGCAGAGGUGCCUAAACUUUUUACAACGAAGGGCCAAAAAUCAAACUUGAUCAAGGUCUGUGGGCCGAAAGUAAAAGUUGCAUUAUAUCAAACUUUUAUAUUAAACUUAAAGUGGUAAACUUUGGUUACCUUGAUUUAUGAUUUCAUAAUUUUAAAACAUUAAGAAAUUUGCAUAGGAAAAAAAAAUCUUUAACAUUUAAGAAACUAAAUCAUAACUAAACAAAAUAACAUGCAAUUUCCUAGAGGUUCUGACAAAAUGUUAAUUGCUGCAGAGUAUUUAAAAUUUUUAAUUAAUUUGAAUUAUUUUUAAAAAUCACUUUGAAUGAUUCAAUCACUUGCUCAUAAAGACUUUACGUUUCAUUGCUGGAUGAAUCAGCAUUUUUGAACGAAUCUCUUGAAUGAAUGAUUUAGUGACAAAUACAUUUUUGUCACCAUCUGGUGACGUAACAAUGUCAUAGAUUCAAACAGUAUUUGAAGAGACAAGUUACUUUUAAAAGGUGAUUUGCUCUAUUUUGAUUGCUACUGUGGGCAUCAGUGUUAUAUUCGAAGUACAGAGUAAUUCUGUGAUAAUUAGAAUAUUUGUAAUACAGAAAUAAUGAUACUUUUUGGUUGAAAAGACUGAAGCUGUUUCAGAUACCUGCUCUCUCUGGGGCAGCGGCACGGGCAGGAAUGAAUGUUCUGGGUUCUUUUGUCAAAGGUUUAAUAGACACAGGAGAAUCAUUGUCUUAAUUGAAAUCGCAAUCUUUUAACGAUUAAUCAUGCAGCUCUACAGCACAGUGUAGCUAUAUUCUCCAAAUGCUCUUGCAUAUGCAUAAUAUAACUGCAUGUGGACGAAAACAAAAAUGAACUUGGUUAAAAACUGAUGCACAUAUUUAUGGAUAAUAAUGCAGAAAUUAAAACUUGGUUUGUUGGUGCAACGAAAGUGUAAUCGGAGAUGACUGCUGUAAUGAUUAUUAAAUUCUGUAUUUUCUGAAUUUAAUGAUUAUUAAAUUCCAUAUUUUUUUUCCAUUUUUUGUUUUCACUCCUAAGCGGUCCUCCUUCACACUUAGCCUACUUAUCAUUGUAGGUCUUGUUUUUUAAACUGAAAACUCUUGAUCAGUGAAAGUAUAAUCUGGAGCUUCAUCUUGAAGGGGGUUGGUCUUCUAUGGAUAUUUCAUUGAUGUGAAGGUGGUUGGGUUGAGUUUCCUCGGACAUCUCCACAGAGAGUAUGGCAUGUUCUUCCGUAUCAGAGCAGGUCAUUAUAUCAUGCAAAGAAAGGUGAAGAAUAAGACUUUUAUUAGUUGCUUGUAUGUUGUGGGACUGUGAUCACUAAGACACAGAUGUCAGACUGAGGAUUUUUUUUUUUUUUUUUACUUUCUAUGACUUAUCAGAUGUAUUCACAUAUAACAUUUUCUAUAAUCUAAAAUAACAUUAAAUAUGUUUCCUCAAAACAAUGUUUUCUUCAUUGAACAACAUUUAUGAAUUUUGUGUGGCACAAACACAUUCAUUCAACAGAAUCUCUGCUUAGAGAUAAUUACCGGUUAUUUUUGGCCAAAUUUAACACUUAGCGUUUGUGGAAAUUUUAAAUAGUUUGCAGUCCUUGGAGGCACAGAAUUUUAAAGUAAUUUUUGUUGGGUACCAGGGCAUUGUAGUAUUACAGGGAAAGGACAAGCUGAUGGUGGCUAAGGAAGCUUCAUCUUCAAAGCUCAAAAAUGCCAAAUUCCACCUUCAGA